UUUCAAAUGAUUAAUUAAAUGGUUGCCAACUAACUCACACGCAAUAGGACUAUUAACUAUUGGCGCCGUGAUUAGUCGUGACAACCAAUACUUCAUUCAUCCUGUCAUUUUAUUGUUUCAUACGACACCGUUUUAUUGGUCCAGUUAUAUUUCUUUAUUUGCUGAAAUUGGCCCCUUGGCUCUUCCAUGCUUCAUAUUUUCAACCACUCCACCGCAUCGUUUCCUUCGCUGGCGGCUGCCUAAAAAAAGCCUUGAACUUCACAGAGAGAGAGAGAGAGAGAGAGAGUCACCAUGGAUAAGCAAGUGUGCCGGAAAACAGAGGCCAAGCCAAUACGAUGCAGGGCCGCCGUGUGCCGGGGAGCGGGGGAGCCUCUGGUGAUUGAAGAGGUGGAGGUGGCGCCGCCGAUGCCUCACGAAGUUCGGAUUCGAAUCAUCUGCACAUCUCUAUGUCACAGCGACGUCACUUUUUGGAAAAUGAAAGAUCCUCCUGGUUGUUUUCCUAGAAUUUUCGGCCAUGAAGCUGUUGGGGUAGUGGAGAGCGUGGGGGAGAAGGUGGAAGAGGUGGAGGAAGGAGACGUAGUAAUCCCAACGUUCUUAGCAGAAUGCAGAGAAUGCGAAGACUGUGUGUCAGAGAAGAGCAACCUGUGCUCAAAGCUGCCCUUCAAGGUGUCGCCAUGGAUGGCGAGGGAAGAGAGUAGCAGAUUCAGGGACAUGAAUGGAGAAGUGUUGUACCAUUUUUUAUUCGUCUCCAGCUUUAGCGAGUACACGGUAGUCGACAUCGCCAAUGUCACCAAAAUUCACCCUGCAAUUCCGCCCAACAUGGCAUGCCUCCUCAGUUGCGGCGUCUCGACGGGAGUUGGAGCUGCUUGGAGAACAGCAAAUGUGGAAAAAGGAUCAACAGUUGCAAUAUUCGGCCUGGGAGCAAUUGGAUUAGCAGUUGCAGAGGGAGCUAGACUUUGUGGAGCAGCUAGGAUUAUUGGUGUGGAUGUCAACCCUGACAAAUUUGAAAUUGGUAAAAAAUUUGGAGUGACAGAGUUAAUAAACCCAAGAGAUUGUGGAAAUAAAAGUUCAAGUCAAGUAAUUAACGAGAUGACUAAUGGGGGUGCAGACUUUUGCUUUGAGUGUGUGGGUUUGGCAUCUUUAGUACAAGAAGCAUUUGCGUGUUGCCGAAAGGGUUGGGGAAAGACAGUUGUGCUAGGGGUAGACAGACCAGAGGCACAAUUGAGCAUAAAUUCUCUAGAUGUACUUGAAAGUAAGAAAAUCCUCACCGGAUGUUUGUUUGGUGGACUCAAAGCUAAAUCUGAUAUUCCAAUUCUUGUGAAAUGGUAUAUGGACAAGGAGUUGCAAUUAGAUGAAUUUAUUACACAUGAAGUGAGAUUUGAAGAUAUAAACAAAGCUUUUGAUUUACUUCUGGGAGGACAAAGCCUACGCUGCAUUAUAUGGAUGGACAAAUAAGUUAAUUAUCUGCUCACAAAGUAUGGAGUUUGAACUUUAGAUUUGAAUUUAUAUAAACUUGAAUAAAGUGUAAUAUAAAAUUGCAUUGACCUUUUUUUUUUUUUGAGAUUUACAAAAAUUAAAAUCAUAAGUUCGAAACUCAUGCUCUUAAAUACGAUUGAAUGUUCUCCCGA
Molecule: messenger RNA, 1628 nt
Organism: Malania oleifera
Lineage: Eukaryota; Viridiplantae; Streptophyta; Magnoliopsida; Santalales; Ximeniaceae
Product: alcohol dehydrogenase-like 7
Exons: 9
Coding region: 292-1455 (387 amino acids)
Biological process (GO): formaldehyde catabolic process
Cellular component (GO): cytosol
Molecular function (GO): zinc ion binding; S-(hydroxymethyl)glutathione dehydrogenase [NAD(P)+] activity
Source: RefSeq, a predicted model, not a curated record